Serinus canaria (Common canary) is the source of this 746-nucleotide messenger RNA. RefSeq names its product dual specificity phosphatase 13 (gene DUSP13B). Bases 1 to 579 code for a protein of 192 amino acids. The transcript is spliced from 3 exons. NCBI's taxonomy places the organism in Eukaryota, Metazoa, Chordata, Aves, Passeriformes, Fringillidae. The record is from RefSeq and is a predicted model, not a curated record. Gene Ontology annotation, molecular function: MAP kinase phosphatase activity; protein tyrosine/serine/threonine phosphatase activity. Gene Ontology annotation, cellular component: cytoplasm. Gene Ontology annotation, biological process: protein dephosphorylation; negative regulation of MAPK cascade.
AUGUCUGGGGCAGGGGCGCCGGACACCCAGGACCCUGAAGGCGCUGGGACAUGCCCGGAGGAUGUCCCCUCCCUCAAGGAAAUCGAGCAGCUCCUGAACACUGGGCGGCCCUCUUGCAAUCACGUUGAUGAAGUAUGGCCUAAUCUCUUCUUAGGGGACCUAGUAACAGCACACAAUAGAUUUGUUUUGUGGAAGAUGGGUGUGACCCAUGUUUUAAAUGCUGCCCAUGGCACAUCAUACAGCCACGGAGGCCAGGACUUUUAUGGAGCAACCAUUGAUUAUUAUGGUGUACCAGCCCAUGACCUGCCGAGCUUUGAUAUCAGCCAGUUCUUUUUCUCUGCUGCACAGUUUAUCCACAAUGCCUUGAACACGCCAGGAGCCAAAAUAUUGGUACAUUGUGCAGUUGGAGUAAGCAGAUCAGCUACUCUAGUCCUAGCAUAUCUCAUGAUAAAUCACCACCUCCCAUUAGUUGAAGCCAUCAAGACAGUGAAGGAGCAUCGAUGGAUUUCACCCAAUCGUGGUUUUCUGAAGCACCUGCGAAACCUGGAUGUUCAGCUACGGCAAAGGAAGGAGUGCUGAACGGGCAACCCCAUCUACAUUCACUUGACUGAGUUUCACCCUUCAGAGCCACUGUGCACAUACAACUUCCCAUGACCAGUGCACAUGACAAAAAUGAAGACAAUUAUGCAUAGACAUAAAAAGCCAAGAGAACGGUAAAUGGGUUAAUUCUGAUAGCUCAGUCCCUC